GCCAGUUCUUGUGAAUCAUCAAAGAAUGGCUAUUCCUACCGGGUCUCCGACAUGACAUUGUAAUGAUGGAGGGAGGUCACAUAAAAUUAGAAUGGAUUCAUCGUUCAGAAUCAAAGAAGAUUCCGACAAACAUCUCAUGCGACUUUAGGCUGCAAAGUUGCAAUCGAUUUCUUCAAGUUCAUGGAUCCCCGGCAGCCAAUAACCACUCGCCACGUCGGAUCUCUCCCCUGCCUCUAUUCACGUCCAGAUUCAAUCUGCCAUGGCGGCUUAUCCCCCGCCUUCCUAUCUCCUUUCUAUAUAUAUACUUUGCCGUUUCCGAAAACGCAGCAGUCAAAGUUGGCGCUCGAUUUCCUGUUAACACUCUGCGAAUUAACAGAUUUUUCAAUCCAUUUUUGUUUACAGCAAUGGCGUUUUCUAUAGCCUCUUCACCGGGAGCGGUCCGCAGCUCGAUGCUGUCUUCUUCUAUUGCGCAGACCAGAGGUGCUCGAUUCGCCGCAUUUCAACCGUUGAAUAAGCUUCAUCAUCGAUCGUCGGCGGUGAAAUUGUCCGCUCGGCGUAGCGAUUCAAGCGUCCUCUCUGCGGAAACCAUUUCCGCCGGUGGUAUAGAUUUCGACGACAAGAUAGAGGUAGACGACGCCUAUGAAAAAUUGGCGGAACACCUUGAGAAUGCCUCUCCUCUGGAGAUUAUGGAUAGAGCUCUGGAGAAGUUCGGAAACGAUAUUGCAAUCGCUUUUAGCGGGGCAGAGGAUGUAGCUUUGAUUGAAUACGCACGGCUAACAGGACGGCCGUUCAGAGUAUUCAGCCUCGACACCGGAAGGUUAAACAAGGAGACAUACAAGUUCUUCGACGAAGUCGAGAAGCACUACAAAAUCCACAUUGAAUACAUGUUUCCAGACGCAGCUGAAGUCGAGUCCCUAGUUAGAACAAAGGGACUAUUUUCAUUCUACGAAGACGGUCACCAGGAGUGCUGUCGAGUGCGGAAGGUUAAGCCAUUGAGGAGGGCACUCAAGGGGCUCCGAGCUUGGAUAACCGGCCAGCGAAAGGAUCAGUCUCCGGGGACACGAUCAGAAAUCCCUGUUCUUCAGGUGGAUCCUGUUUUCGAGGGGCUAGCCGGCGGUCCAGGCAGCCUGGUAAAGUGGAAUCCUGUUGCAAAUGUGACCGGAAAUGAAAUCUGGAGCUUCUUAAGGGUAAUGAAUGUUCCUAUCAACUCCCUCCAUUCGCAAGGCUACGUCUCGAUUGGCUGCGAGCCGUGCACCAGAGCCGUGCUACCCGGCCAGCACGAGCGCGAAGGGCGGUGGUGGUGGGAAGAUGCUAAGGCGAAAGAAUGCGGACUCCACAAAGGCAACCUUAAAGAGGACAGCCGAGAAGAUGGAAUCCCGACUAACGGUGUUUCUGCGCAUACCGAUCUUUUUAUAUCCCAAACCAUUGUGAGCUUGAGCAGGCCUGGAAUCGAAAACCUGUUGAGGCUCGAAAACAGGAGGGAGCCUUGGCUAGUCGUGCUGUACGCGCCGUGGUGCCGUUUCUGCCAGGCGAUGGAGGGCUCGUACGUCGAGCUGGCAUUGGCUCUGGCAGAGUCGUCCAGCGCUGUUAAGGUGGCGAAAUUCCGGGCUGAUGGAGAAGACGAAGCUUUCGCUCAUCGGGAGCUGCAGCUUGGCAGCUUCCCGACUAUUCUAUUAUUCCCCAAGCAUUCGUCGCGGCCGGUGAAAUACCCGGUUGAGAAUCGGGACGUUCCGUCUCUUAUGGCCUUUGUAAAGGCUCUCCAAUGAUCAAUCGUUGAAAGACUAUAAUAUGUAAUUAAUGACACAUUCGCUUACAAGAUUGUAGUUUUUAGAUGGGUUAUUGGGCUUGGAGGCCCAUUAGUUUGGGCCGGGGAGAGAAUUGGCUCAAUUAAAAUAAUCAACGGCUAUAAUGUAAAUAUUCUGGAAAUCCCUAUUCUCCACAA
Molecule: messenger RNA, 1942 nt
Organism: Andrographis paniculata
Lineage: Eukaryota; Viridiplantae; Streptophyta; Magnoliopsida; Lamiales; Acanthaceae
Product: 5'-adenylylsulfate reductase 3, chloroplastic-like
Exons: 5
Coding region: 63-1766 (567 amino acids)
Molecular function (GO): phosphoadenylyl-sulfate reductase (thioredoxin) activity
Source: RefSeq, a predicted model, not a curated record